Molecule: messenger RNA, 17446 nt
Organism: Neolamprologus brichardi
Lineage: Eukaryota; Metazoa; Chordata; Actinopteri; Cichliformes; Cichlidae
Source: RefSeq, a predicted model, not a curated record
CAUCUGAAGCGCGUUCACGUGUCCAUACACACAAACACGCGCGCAGGCCAUAGCAGCACACCGGGAGCAUCCCUGAGAGGAGGGAGCGCUCGUUUUGGUUUACCAUCUGGAAGAAUCGCUGUAUUAGCUUCUGUCGAGCUUGAUCAAAGACUUUCCCUGACGACGCAUAAUGAGCUCUGCCGGGCGCCGUGGAUGCUGAGGCGUGCAAAGAAAUCCACAGUGGAUCGGGUAAAGGACCCCCGUGUCUCCUCCAGCAGAAGCAGCAAGCCCGAGACGGAAUGUCAAGUAGCCCCGAAGAAAGUCACUCCAGGGGCGGCGGCUCCAACCGUGACUUAAAGACGGCCUCUUCGAGCAGCACGUCCCUCGAGGAUGGAAAUCCACCAUCGCUGCACCAAAACCGUAUACGCCAGUCGGACAGUAACACCAGUUUCCUCCGGGCUGCCAGAGCUGGAAACAUUGACAAAGUCCUUGAAUUCCUGAAGAACGGGGUUGACAUCAACACAUGUAACCAGAAUGGUCUCAAUGCGUUACACCUGGCGGCUAAGGAGGGGCACAAGGAAUUGGUGGAGGAACUGCUACAGAGAGGAGCAUCUGUUGACUCUUCCACCAAGAAAGGAAACACUGCCCUCCAUAUUGCCUCUUUGGCUGGACAAAAAGAAGUAGUCAAAUUGUUGGUGUCAAGAGGAGCAGAUGUCAAUUCUCAGUCACAGAAUGGCUUCACGCCACUCUACAUGGCGGCUCAGGAGAAUCACUUGGAGGUCGUGCGAUACCUCUUGGAAAAUGAAGGAAAUCAAAGCAUUGCAACAGAAGAUGGCUUUACUCCACUUGCUAUUGCUCUUCAGCAAGGGCACAACUCAGUUGUCUCCUUGUUGUUGGAGCAUGACACUAAGGGUAAGGUACGCCUUCCAGCCCUGCACAUUGCUGCCCGCAAAGACGACACAAAGUCUGCUGCACUGCUGCUUCAGAAUGACCACAACGCUGAUGUCCAGUCUAAGAUGAUGGUCAAUAGAACCACAGAGAAUGGGAAGAGUGGUUUCACCCCUCUGCACAUUGCGGCUCACUAUGGUAACGUGAAUGUCUCCACCCUGUUGCUGAACAGAGGAGCUGCUGUUGACUUCACAGCCAGGAAUGGAAUAACACCUCUACAUGUUGCCUCUAAGAGGGGUAACACCAACAUGGUGGCCCUGUUAUUGGACCGAGGUUCUCAGAUAGAUGCUAAAACAAGAGAUGGUUUGACGCCCCUGCACUGUGCAGCCAGGAGUGGACAUGAUCCUGCAGUUGAGCUUUUGCUGGAAAGAGGAGCCCCCAUCCUAGCUAGAACCAAGAAUGGACUGUCUCCACUGCACAUGUCAGCCCAGGGAGACCACAUAGAGUGUGUAAAACUACUGCUGCAACACAAGGCGCCUGUUGAUGAUGUCACACUCGACUACCUUACAGCGCUGCACGUCGCAGCUCACUGUGGCCACUACAGAGUAACUAAGCUCCUCCUGGACAAGAAGGCCAAUCCCAAUGCGAGAGCACUGAAUGGUUUUACUCCUCUCCACAUUGCUUGUAAGAAAAACAGAGUGAAGGUGAUGGAGCUGCUUGUCAAAUACGGUGCCUCCAUACAGGCAAUUACUGAGUCUGGUCUGACUCCCAUCCACGUAGCUGCUUUCAUGGGUCACCUCAACAUCGUUUUACUUCUACUGCAGAAUGGAGCUUCUCCUGAUGUUCGUAACAUCCGCGGUGAGACAGCUCUCCAUAUGGCAGCACGAGCAGGACAGAUGGAAGUGGUUCGCUGUUUGCUGAGAAAUGGAGCGUUGGUGGAUGCCAUGGCCAGGGAGGACCAGACUCCUCUGCACAUUGCAUCCCGUCUGGGAAAAACAGACAUUGUCCAGCUAUUAUUACAGCACAUGGCCUACCCGGAUGCUGCCACCACAAAUGGCUACACUCCUCUCCACAUUUCAGCCAGAGAGGGGCAGGUGGAGACAGCUGCUGUGCUCCUGGAGGCUGGAGCUUCACACUCAAUGGCCACCAAGAAAGGAUUCACUCCAUUACAUGUAGCAGCAAAAUAUGGAAGCCUCGACGUAGCAAAACUUCUCCUUCAGCGCAGAGCUCUUACAGAUGAUGCUGGCAAGAAUGGCUUAACUCCACUACAUGUGGCAGCUCAUUAUGACAACCAAGAGGUGGCGCUGCUGCUCCUGGAUAAAGGUGCAUCGCCUCAUGCUACUGCAAAGAAUGGCUACACUCCUCUCCACAUUGCAGCCAAAAAGAACCAGACAAACAUUGCUUUAGCGCUACUACAGUAUGGAGCAGAGACCAAUGCUUUAACGAAACAGGGAGUCAGCCCUCUGCAUCUGGCAGCUCAGGAAGGACAUGCAGAGAUGGCCAGCCUCCUGCUGGGAAAAGGAGCCCAUGUGAACACAGCGACAAAGAAUGGACUAACUCCUCUGCAUCUUGCUGCCCAAGAGGACAAAGUCACUGUAACAGAAGUACUAGCCAAACAUGAUGCCAACUUGGACCAGCAAACCAAACUUGGAUAUACCCCUCUGAUUGUCGCCUGUCAUUAUGGAAAUGCCAAGAUGGUUAACUUCCUGUUACAACAAGGAGCCAGCGUCAACUCCAAAACCAAGAAUGGUUACACACCACUUCAUCAAGCGGCACAACAAGGGAAUACACACAUAAUUAAUGUUUUAUUACAACAUGGGGCCAAGCCCAAUACUACUACAGUGAAUGGAAAUACCGCUCUGUCAAUUGCGAAACGUUUGGGUUACAUUUCUGUGGUAGACACACUGAAAGUCGUCACUGAGGAGGUCAUCACAACCACAACUACGGUUACAGAGAAACACAAACUGAAUGUUCCAGAGACCAUGACUGAGAUUCUCGAUGUGUCUGAUGAAGAGGGUGAGGACACAAUGACAGGUGAUGGGGGAGAGUAUCUAAGAGCAGAGGACCUCCGUGAGCUGGGAGAUGACUCUCUGCCAGGACAUUAUCUAGAUGGCUUCAAUUACAUGAGCCACAACUUGGACAGGCCCCAACACACUCCCAUUCACCAAAGUUUCCAUCAAAGAGAAGUUCUCAUUGAAGAUCUGCUUACAAGUCACCAGGUGUCAACACUGUCUAGAGAGCAUGAAAAGGACUCAUUCCGUCUGAGCUGGGGUGCUGAACAUCUUGAUAAUGUUGUGCUGUCCUCCAGUCUGCUACAUUCUGGCCGUUCCUCACCAUGCCUAGACCAUGACAACAGCAGCUUCCUGGUCAGCUUUAUGGUAGAUGCCAGAGGUGGAGCUAUGCGUGGUUGCCGUCACAAUGGUUUGCGAAUUAUUGUCCCACCAAGAAAGUGCUCUGCCCCGACACGGGUGACUUGCAGGCUGGUGAAGAGGCAUCGUCUGGCCUCUAUGCCACCUAUGGUAGAGGGUGAAGGGCUGGCUGGUCGCAUUAUAGAAGUGGGACCCACUGGAGCCCAGUUCUUGGGUAAGCUCCACCUACCUACAGCUCCACCCCCUCUGAAUGAGGGUGAGAGCUUGGUCAGUCGCAUCCUUCAGCUGGGUCCUCCAGGAACCAAGUUCCUCGGGCCUGUGAUUGUAGAGAUCCCCCAUUUUGCUGCUCUGCGGGGCACAGAGCGGGAGCUAGUGAUCUUAAGGAGUGAAACAGGAGAGAGCUGGAAGGAACACCACUGUGACUUUACUGAAGAGGAACUGAACCAGAUACUUAAUGGCAUGGAUGAAAAACUUGAUUCCCCUGAGGAACUUGAAAAGAAAAGAAUAUGUCGCAUCAUCACCAGAGACUUCCCACAGUAUUUUGCUGUUGUGUCAAGGAUAAAGCAGGACAGUCAUUUGAUUGGUCCAGAGGGCGGGGUCCUCAGUAGUACUCUCGUGCCCCAGGUCCAGGCUGUAUUCCCUGAAGGAGCCCUUACUAAGAAGAUUAGAGUUGGGCUUCAGGCUCAGCCUAUUGAUGUUGACAUGGUGAGAAAGAUUCUUGGUAAUAAAGCAACGUUCAGCCCAAUUGUCACAUUGGAGCCAAGGAGAAGAAAGUUCCACAAACCCAUCACAAUGACAAUCCCAAUUCCCAAGACCUCCAAUAGUGACACCACAUUCAGUGGGGAGACCCCGACUUUACGUUUGCUUUGUAGUAUUACAGGUGGUACCACUCCUGCACAAUGGGAGGACAUCACCGGCUCCACGCCUCUCACUUUUGUUAAUCAAUGUGUUUCCUUCACCACGAAUGUGUCAGCAAGAUUCUGGCUGAUAGACUGCAGACAGAUCCAGGAGUCUGUUGGUUUUGGCACUCAGGUCUACAGAGAAAUCAUCUGUGUCCCAUACAUGGCUAAGUUUGUCAUUUUUGCUAAGACACUUGACCCCAUUGAGGCUCGCCUACGGUGUUUUUGCAUGACAGAUGACAAGAUGGACAAAACCUUGGAACAGCAAGAGAACUUCACUGAAGUCGCCCGCAGCCGAGAUGUUGAGGUACUAGAGGGGAAACCUAUAUUUGCUGACUGCUUUGGAAACCUGGUGCCUCUUACCAAGAGUGGGCAGCACCAUGUGUUCAGUUUCUAUGCCUUCAAAGAGAACAGACUGGCCCUCUUUAUUAAAAUUCGAGACACAGCACAGGAGCCAUGUGGUCGAUUGUCUUUUACCAAGGAACCACGCACGUACCGUAGUCUUAAUCUCAAUGCAAUCUGCAACCUAAACAUCACCCUUCCACCAUACUCAAAGGAGUCUGAUUCAGACCAAGAUGGAGAUGAUGAGAGUGAGAAGAGUGACAAGAAAUACGAUGAAUCUGAAUCGACGGAGACAUUCUCCUUAAGAACUAAUCAACCUCUUGACCCUGCAACCCUUGCGAGCCCAGAUCUCCUGUCAGACACACAAGAUGUCAGAAUGUCUGCUAUCUUUACUCCAGAUAUCUAUGAAGAAAGAGCUGAAACUAAUAAAUCGGAAGAAAGAGAAUCUGUGGCCACUGUAGAACAGUUCAAAGACAGAGUAGAAAAGGCUGGUGAAAUUAACAAUCGGACGAAUGUUAGUAAACUGAGAGGACAACAAAUUGAUGAUAUCAAAGAUCAAUUUUCACUCUAUGGGACCAAUGCCCUUGAAGAGCCAGUCAUAAAGAACAUUGACAUUGAGAAACAAAGUUUAAGUAGAUCUUACACAGAUGUUAGAGACAUCACAUUGUUCUCCCCCCCUACCACACAGACAGAAAAAUGCCUUGGCCAGAAAUCUGCUAGGACAUGUGGUUCUCAACAAGAUCUUGUCCAAGAUGGAUUUGAACAGGUCAUUGAAAAGCAUGCAAACAAAAAACACCCACCAGAUAUCAAGAAACCUAUUCGGAAAAAACUUAGAGACAGAUCGCGUUCUGGAUGUAGCAGUUCUGAGGGAGAGUUGGAAAGGAUGAGCUCUGAGGAGUCUUUAGAUGGUGAUACUAUUCUUAAAGAGAGUAGCCUUUUAUCCACCCAAGUUGUCGAGCCACCAGCUUCUCCUUUGGUGGUUGAGACACCUAUAGGAUCAAUAAAGGACAGGGUAAAAGCUUUACAGAACAAAGUUGAAGAGGAAGAAGUGCAAAAAAAUACUCAAGUCUUUACAUACGAUGGAAAAUCUUCUAUUACCACAAAGAAAAUGGAGGAAGCUAUGCCAGAACUUCCCAGAGUUCCUAAGUCACCUAGAUCUCAGACAGAAAGAUUAGAGGAAACUAUGUCAGUGAAGGACCUGAUGAAAGCUUUCCAAACUGGGGAGGACCCGUCAAAGAGUAAAUCUGGGCUUUUUGAACACCAAUCCUUGCAGUCUUCUUGUAUUUCCACAUUGAUUUCUGAAUCACCAGGUUCGGAAACAGUGCAUGAUAUAGAACAAAGACCUACACAGGAGCCAAAAUCACAAAUCCAAACUCAAAGGCCCACGAAUUUCCAUCAACAGAGUAGUGUCAAGAAAGGUGAUCAAACAGACAUCAAGGAUGAACCAGCAAACUUAAUCAGCUGUCAAGAAUCACAGUUCACUUCAGACAGUGUUUAUAUUGAAAAGAUGGUUACAUUUAGUGAUACUGUUCAACGAGAUGAUGAAAGUGUUAGCCCAUUGCGAGAAGUAUCAAACUUGUCAGAGAAGGAGGGAUUCUCUGUGAAACAUCUGAUAAAAACAUUCCAGACUGGGCAAGAAGAUCAAAAAAGUAAAGCGGGACCUCAUUCAACACUGAUAUUAGAUUCUAAUGAUUCUGAAGAGAGAGAGACAACUGAACAAAGUCCUACACAGGAGCCAGAACCACAAAGCCAAUCUCAGAGACCCACGGUUUUCCAUUCAAAGAGUGACGCUGAUGUACACAGCAUCAUAAAGACAGACACAGAUGAUCAAUCACAAAGUUUAAUCAAAACAGAACCACAGUUAAUUUCAGACAUUUCCCUGUUGAGAAAGACAGUUACGUUUGCUGACACAGUUCAGUAUGAUGCUGUUAGCCCACAGCAAGAUGUGCCAGAGUUUUCAGAAAAGCAAAAUAUGUCUGUUAAGGAGCUGAUGAAAACAUUCCAGUCUGUAAAAGACCCCUCAAAAACUAAAGUGGAACUUUUUGAACACAAACCUGUGGCUUCCUCUAUUUCAACAUUAAUAUCCCAUUCAGGAGAUUCUGCAGAGAUACAGAGUUCUGAACAAAGUCCUACAAAACAGAUAAAUACUCAAAUCCAAAGUCAGACCCUCACAAAUGCACAUCAACAGAGUGAUGCCAAGCAAUAUGACCAAGCAGAAUUGGUUGCUCAACCAGUAACCUUAAUCAAAAAGGAAUCACAGAUAAUUUCAGAUAUUCCUUAUGGAAAGUCACUAAUAUUUGUAGAUACACUUCAGGGUGAUCAAUUAUGUCUUAAUAAGGGGCCAAAGAUGUUACAUAAAGAUGCCAUGUCUGUGAAGGAGCUGAGGAAAACAUUUGAGUCUCAGAAAGACCCUUUGAAGAGUAAAGUUGGAGCACUAGAGUCAGAGUCAGGCAUUAAGUGGAGUGAACACAGUCCCAGAAAUGAGCCAAAAUUGCAAACCCAAAUGCAGAAUAUCACAACUUUCCGACCGCAGAGAGAUGUGAAGGAUUUAGACGCCCAAACUGGCCCUCUACAGAAUCCUGAGAGUUCACAACAAAUGUUAGAUAUUUCUUGUUUUGGAGAAACAGUAAAAAAUGCUUAUGGAAUUCAGUUAGAUGACAGAAGGGUUAGCUCUUGGAGUGAUGAUUCAGAGUUAUCAAGAAGGAUAAUGCAACUCGAAGAACCGGCUAUUAGAAAGAGUAUAUCUGAUGAUUCACAGAUUAGCCCUGAUCGCAGACCUUCUGAGGACUUUAGUGCUGACAUAAAAGCUGAGCUGGAGGAAUGUCCAAAGUACCAGCAGUUCAAGCAAACAGCUUCAGAUGUCAGACAUCAACUUGAGACACCUGAAGAGGAGAGCUUUGCUCAGGAUUCUGAUACUUAUUUUGAGGAAGACAUAAGUCCCAAGUAUCUUGAGAGUCACAAACAUAAAGGCAUUGAUAAAUCCUCAGAGACUAGUGUUAUUACAACAUAUCACUCCAGCACUGGUGAGAGAGACAGUUCUGAAGGACUCAUGUCAGGACUGAGCAAUGAAAUCCAUUCGUACUCUACUAAAGAAGAUGGAAUGUACAUUAUACCAUCAGAGGAAGAUCAAAUCCAAGUAGAGAUAAAAACAUCUAGUCAGGCUGAUGUAAUUAGAGAGAAAGAACUCAUGCCAACUUCAGUAACUGAGACUUCACUCCAGGAGGUUUGCAUUGACAAAAAGGUACAUCAGCAAUCAUAUGAGCAAUCCGCAAAACCAAAGAAGAUGGCAGGGAUGCUAUCCCUGCUGAACAGUGACCUGGAUCAGUACCUCAAGGACAAGCCAGUGAAAAGUGAGCAUGCAGAGGAGGUUGUUGUUCAGGAAAACUUUGAACAAGUUAUUCACACCAAAAUACAUCAGUCUUCUAGUGCUGAUAUGGAGGAUGAGAUGAAUGCACAGACAGAUGAACAGACAGAGAUUAAUGUGGCUGAAGUAAAAGAACUAACACCAUGUUCUAUAUCAGAGACUCCAUUUCAACAAACUUGCAUUGAGAGAAACUUAAAACAACAACAGUUUAAAACUGAGAAGAAUAUGUCAGGUAUGGUAUCACUUCUUAGCAGUGACCUAGUUCAACAUCUCAAUGAAAAGUCAGUGACAAUACAAUCCCAGCCACAGGAAGAGCUAGUCAAUGAGAGGUUCCAACAAGUCAUAUUGACAAGUGAUAUUUCAAUAGACAUGAUAAGGGGCGAACUAAGUGAAGACCUUCAGACAGAUCUAAGUGGAGGCAGAGAACUAACACCAAGUUCCAUGGUGGAAACUUCAUUCCAAGAAAUUUACAUAGAGAGAAAGGCACAGCACCAGCCAUCUGCAUCUGAGAAAAAUAUGUCUGGCAUGCUAUCACUUCUUAGUCAUGACUUAGAUCAACAUCUUCAGGAAAAGUCUGUGGCAAUGCAAUCUGAACCAGAAGAACAUCUAGUCCACGAGAGAUGUGAACAAAUUAUAUUGUCAAGUAAUGAUUUACAGGACAAAAUAGACGGUGAGGCAAAUGAAAACCUGCACACUGAUGUAAUUAGAGAGAAAGAACUCGUGCCAACUUUGGCAAGUGAGACUCCAUUCCAGGAAGUUUGCCUUGAAAAAAAGGUACAAUAUCAAGAGUCAUACGAUCCAUCUACAAAACCAAAGGAGAUGUCGGGCAUGCUAUCCCUGCUGAACAGUGACUUGGAUCAGUACCUCAAGGACAAGCCAGUGAAAAGUGAGCAUGCAGAGGAGGUUGUUGUUCAGGAGAAAUUUCAGCAAGUUAUUCAAACCAAAAUACAUCAGUCUUCUAGUGCUGAUAUGGAGGAUGAGAUGAGUGCACAGAUGUAUGACCAGACACAGAUUGAUGUGGCUGAAGUAAAAGAACUAACACCAUGUUCUAUAUCUGAGACUCAAUUUCAAAAAACAUGCAUUGAGAGAAAUUUAGAACAACCAAAGUCUAUUACUGAGAAGAAUAUGUCAGGUAUGGUAUCACUUCUUAGCAGUGACCUAGUUCAACAUCUCAACGAAAAGUCAGUGACAAUACAAUCCCAGCCACAGGAAGAGCUAGUCCAUGAGAGGUUUCAACAAGUCAUAUUGACACGUGAUAAUUUGGAGAGCAAAAUAGAGGGAGAGUCAAAGGAAGAGCUUCAGACAGAUGUAAUUGGAAACAGAGAAUCAGCUUUGGAAACUUCAUUCCAAGACGUUUGCAUAGAGACAAAGGCACACCACCAGCCAUCUACAUCUGAGAAAAAUAUGUCUGGCAUGUUGUCACUUCUUAGCAGUGACUUAGAUCAACAUCUUCAGGAAAAGUCUGUGGUAGUGCAAUCUGAACCAGAAGAGGAUGUAGUCCAUGAGAGAUGUGAACAAACUACUGUGAAAACGAAUGAUUUACAGGUCAAAAUAGCAGAAGAGGCAAACGAAGAGCUUCAGACAGAUGUAAUUGGAGACAGAGAAUCAGUGUUGGAAACUCGAUUCCAAGAAGUUUGCAUAGAGAGAAAGGCGCACAACCAGCAAUCUACAUCUGAAAAAAAUAUGUCUGGCAUGUUGUCACUUCUUAGCAGUGACUUAGAUCAACAUCUUGAGGAAAAGGAUGUGGUAGUGCAAUCUGAACCAGAAGAGGAUGUAGUCCAUGAGAGAUGUGAACAAACUACCAUAAAAAGUAAUGAUUUACAGGUCAAAAUAUCAGAAGAGGAAAUCGAAGAGCUGCAGACUGAUGUAAUGGUAGGCAGAGAAAUACCAAGUUCAGUGGUAGAAACUCCAUUCCAAGAAAUUUGCGUAGAGAGAAAGGGGCACCACCAGCCAUCUACAACUGGGAAAAAUAUGUCUGGCAUGCUAUCAGUUCUUAGUCAUGACUUAGAUCAACAUCUUCAGGAAAAGUCAGCAGUAGUGCAAUCUGAACCAGAAGAGGAACUAGUCCAUGAGAGCUACAAGCAAGUUAUAGCAGUAAAGGAUUUCAAACAAGAAACUCAUGCCUUAUCUCCUGAACAUAAAAUGAUGUCACCAGGAGAUACAAUUUUUGACAGAAUGGAUAUCACUAAAAAACAACCUUUGGAAAGUGGUUGGCACACAUGUUCUAAAGAAGAUGAAAGCCUGAAGAGUUUUUCAUCUGGGGAAAUUAAAACGGAGUGGAUGGUGGAUGGGAAGUCAUAUGCACAUGACUAUAAAAGUGACCAUGAAGAUGUUAGUGUUGCUGUCUCUGAUUCUGUUCUUUUUCAAGUACCAAGUAGUUUUAACACACUACAGCGACCGGCUGAUUUAGAAAAUCUAAACACUGUUGUAUUUGAUGACCCAGCUAAUGAGUCAUGUCAUCAAGAUUCACUAGAAGCUAGCCCUCUUGUGGAGGAUAAAUCGUCACAGAAAUCCCCUGAUUCAAUUGAACCAAGCCCUACCAAAGAAUCUCCUUGUCCAGACUCUCUUGAGGGAAGUCCUACUCAGUCAAACAAUGCAGAUGUUAAGAUCCCAGCAAAGACUGCUGUAUAUGAAGAUUAUGCUUCCCAGCUCAGAGCAUGUUUUGCUUAUGACGAAAAUAUUUCCUCAGAUGAAUGUGAGCAUGUUGAGCAUGAUAACAAUCUUGAGACAACUGAAAUACACAGUGAAAAUAAAGAAGACAAAUAUUCUGAAUCCACAAAGAGAGUAGCUCAUGGUGAGAGUCUUCACAUGUUUGUAAGGCAAGGCUGUUUUGAUAAAGAAGAAAGGGCGGUUGAUGGCACCAAUAAACAGUUAACACCAGAAGAGGAGAUGUUUAAAAUGGCUGCAAAGAUCAAAACAUUUGAGGAGAUGGAACAGGAGUCUAAACUGCGGAUAGAAAAAUCUUUUGAUGCUAUUGUACUAUCAGAAACAAAUGGUCAUGAAAAUGGUGAGGUUGAUCUUAAAUCUGGCCCAGUUUCACAGUCUGUCCCACAAGAUACAAUAGAGAAAAUAACAGAGAAAUGUGUGACAGAAAGCAUUCACAGACAAAAGGAGGCACUGAAUAUUACUUUUAAUAAGAAGGAAGAAACUCAGUCAGAUCCUAAAAGUACUCACUCAGUUGACAGUUCACUGUGUUUAACUGCAACUCCAGAUGAACCUGAUCAAGAAUGUGAGUACUCUGUGCCACACAAAGAUAAAGACACUAUUGGAGGUGCAGUCACUGACAUUCCUUUUUCUGGCUCAGAUGAACAUCAUUUAAAUGAUGACAAAAAAGUUGGAUCACCAUUUACAAUCGGUUCAGCUUCAGUCAGCCAACCUCAGACUACGGUGUGUACUAAAGAAGGAGAAUUUGUUGUAGAGUGUGAGGGUCUUUGCAUUUCAGAGGACAGAAAAACACCAGAUAAAACACCAGGUGAUGAAAAAAACCCUGAUCCAUUUCAGUUUCAAGAGGGAAAGCUAUUUGAAAUGACCAGAGGUGGAGCUAUUGACAUGACAAGAAGCCUUGAUGAAGAAAGGGAAGCAUAUGCAUUUUUUCAUAUUGGGAAACAUCCAGUUGAUGAAGUUGUCCCAGAAGAGACUGAACACUCUCAAUCAAAGUCUUUAACUUUACAGAUGAAUGAUUAUGUCUCAGAUGUAACCCAUCAAGAAACCCCAAAUUCAUAUUUGACUCAGGGUACCAGUGACAAAGCAUCUAGUGCCAAUUCUGAAACUGUCAUCGUAGCUACAAGUGGAAAAGUUACUAAAGUUGAAUGUGCCAGCUCUAGCUCUGCUUUAGACAAUAAAAGCCUUGAAAGUCUCGGUCUAAGCUAUCUAGACUCUACCAUAGCCGAUCUUCAAUCAGACAUAUCCACAGUCGCUCAUUCAUUCUACUCAGACCAGAGCCAUGAUUUCUCAGAUGAUGAUGAUGAUGAUGAUGAUGAUGAUGACGUUGAGGAGGAAGAAGACCAGUGCUCAGUCAUAGAGAUGGCCUUUUCAUCUGGUCAGCCUAGCAUGCCAGCAUAUAAUCAGGACUCACCCACACCUUUGACAAAACCAGCCACGGCAGUUAAGGGAGAUGGUCAUUAUAAAAAAGCCAAGAAAGACACACAGAUAUCUCAAGUUCAUGGAGAAGAAAAAAGUUCCACCUUAGCCCGUAGGACUAGAUCUGAGGCUAGUGACAUAAAUAAAUCCUCUGUAAAAGACAGCAGGAGUUAUUCUGAUAGUAGUCAGCCCACUAAUACAACUGACCUUUCCCCUUCCAAACUUACUGUAAUGACGCAAGAAAAAGCUUUACCUCAUAUGAUCUCGACAUGCUCUUCUCCAAGGAAAGACAGCCAACUGUCCAAGACUAUAGAAACAUCUGUUAGGCCUUCUUUGGAUACCGAUGAUAUAAGUAGCGCUAGUCACAAGAGCCCAGAUUCUGUUAUCUUCACAUAUGACAUUCCUGCUUCGCAUAGUUCAGGUUCUGAUGGCAGUAGAGUAGAGCCAACAGAGCAUUUGUCUUGUGAGACAGAGGAUGUAUUUGAAUCCAGGCCUGCCUGGAAUGAAACAGUGGAAACUCAGAUGCAGAGAGUCAUCGAUGACCAAACUUCAGAAUGUACGGCAGUCGAUUGGCAGGUGGAUGCUGACAGGAAAGAGGAGACAUUAGCUAUCAUUUCAGAUCUUCUUGGCUUCAGCUGGACUGAACUUGCAAGAGAACUGGAAUUCAGUGAAGAUGAUAUUCAGCUAGUGAGAACAGAGAAUCCUAAUUCCCUCCAAGAGCAGAGCCAUGCUUUACUGCAGCGCUGGGUUGAACGUGAGGGCAAACACGCCACAGAGGACUGUCUGAUUAAGAGGCUGACUAAGAUCAACCGCAUGGACAUUGUUCAUCUUAUUGAAACCCAGAUGAACAAGUCAGUUCAAGAGCAAACAUCUAGAACUUAUGCAGAGAUAGAGAAGACACUGGAUCACAGUGAAGUGUCAGUAGCCUUAUCUUCAGUCCAAGAGGAUGCAGAUAGCCCCAGAGUUGUGAGAAAAGUGGAGUCAGAUCGCAGACCACCCCCAGCUGUUUCAGAAGAGGACCUCUCAGUCGCGUCCCUACUGGAUAUUCCUUCGUGGGCAGAGCCUGUUGGACAGAUCCAUUCAGAGAGCAUCCAUGGUGACCUAUUGGAGGAGCUUGAAAUCCCGCAUGAGUUGAAUCCUAACUUGUGGACCUCUGAGGAUGUAAUUACACGUGAAUCAAGUCAAGACAACUUAGAUGAGCAAGUGUCACCUGCAUCUUCCAAGACAAAUAUUUCACAAGAUUCACAACAAAAAAAUCUUGAUUUAGGACAGAGGCAGGUCUUUCCAGCAGAAUCCCCAUCCUUACCAUGUGAUUCAAAUACAGUUUUCACUAAAAAACUAGAAUUACCAAUUCCAGCUAACUUUGACUUGAGUAAAGCACAAUUUGACACCACAGUGACCAAUCAAAUUAGUGCACCAAAGGAAAAAGACAAAAUGUCAUCUCCCACAAGUGAAGAUUAUUGCUUAGUUAAACCAAGCUUCAUGACUCUAGAAUCAGUCUCUCAAACAGCUCAAGAUAGCCCAGAUGCUGCAACUGUCAUGUCCUCAGAAUCCACACCAACACCACCAGGGUCUGGGUCCCCUCAGCUUGACCAGCUUCUGUCAGAUCUGGAGGAGAUGAAACUUAAGUUUAGACCAGAGGCACUUAAACCACAUUCAUCUGAAUCCACCAACAAGAUCCCUGCAGUUAACCAAAUGUAUGAGUUCCAAGAUAUUUUCCUUCAGGAUCACGGCCCUGCAGAAUAUAGUGAUGCUGCACAGCUUGCAGUAGAUAACCCAGAUAUACCCAUUACAGAGCAUCCACAUUUCCAGACAUCCAUGCAGCUUGAACAUGAAAUGGUCUCAGUCAUUCCCGAUGUAACAAAACUUGUCACAAGUGUACCAUCAAGCUCUGGUCUUCAUAAAGACAGUUCUGAGUCCUCUAAUGAAUCCCUUUCAAGCCCAGAAUCUUCCCAAAGACUUUGUGAAGAAAUGGAACAACCAAGCUUUCAUGUGGAUGCAUUCCAGUUAAGCACACAUGGUCUAAAUAAUACUCAGAAAAUUCCUUCAGUUGCUACAAAGAGCAAGUCUGACAUACCUGAGAAAGAUAUUUGUUGGGAAGAUGCUACAACUGACAUUCUUCAGAGUCAAGAAGCACAUGAAUUAGCUAUGCCAUCUAAUGACUUUAAAGGUGUGACAGAGGAAUCACAGACUAUCGCAGAUAGACUAUCGCAGUUAUGGGCAGCAAACUCUGUUGACAGUAUACAUAAUGAAGAUUUGUCUUCACAGUCUCUUUCUGAUUUGACUCCCGAGACAGUGAUAUCUGCAAGAAAUUUCAGCUUUGAAGAACUGGUGCCCAAUUCCUCAUCAAGGAACUUAAAAAUAUCUUCAGAUGAGGACAGGACCAGUGAACACCACUCAGAAGGAUCUCUCACUUCAGUAGACGAUGAAUGUUUUGACUCUCAGUCUUCUUCAGUCAAACCCCAAACUGAUUCUUCUUCAGCCUCUGAUGAAGAGUACAACUUGCCACCUGGCUAUGCAGAGGCCUCCUCUAUUUCAUCUACCUAUACUCAGAUACCUCCAGGAUACAGUCCUAUAGUGCAUAGUGGUGCAGACAGUCCAACCAAUGAAUAUUCUGACCUAGAGCCUUACUUUGACUGCAAACAGGGUUCAUCCGAUUUCUCAGAGCCUGAUCCCGAUGAAUCUGAGACAAGAGCUAGGUCAAGUGGAGGUCAAGCCCAGGAUCACUCUAGAGUGCAGGAAAAGUUGGAUCAAAAAGUACUAAUGUCUUCUGGAAGUGAAGACUAUGAAGACGCUUCUUUUGUCCAUGAGCCUCUUUAUCGUGUAGAUGUAAAGAGAGAAGAAAUGCAAGAAACAUCAGAUGAAGAAUUCACCUUGUGUGAGACUUCACAACCACCACCUGUCUGUGAAACUGCAGCAUAUCAUGAUACUGAUAAAUCUCUGACAAGGGAGAUCAACGCUGAGCUUGGAUCAAUGUCAGAAAGUUCAGAUGAUGAAUUUUUGACUGCCAGAAUAGUACAAAGAAGAGUUGUCAUUCAGGCUGAUGAAAUGCCAGACCUCCCUGCCCAGUCGGUGUCAGAAGAAAGGUACAAGGAUGAAAAUGGACACAUAGUUGUCAAAAAGGUUACCCGUAAAAUUAUACGUAAGUGUGUUUCCGCGGAUGGUGCGGAGCAUGAAGAGACGACCUUAGAAGGAGCUCCUCAGGGGUUUGUCCCUGCAGCGGAGGGAGAUGGCUACUCUAAGGUUGUGAAGCGGACAGUCGUGAAAAGUGAGGGAGACCACACAGAGGUGACUUUUACCGAAUGUGAGCAUUCGUCAUCAUCAAGGCAGGAGACGGCUGAUGGCCGCAAGAUCAGUCACACGGAAAGGACAACCGUGUUGGAGGGUAAAAGGACAGUGACACACCAUGGUGAUCAGUCUUUGACCUCUGAUCUGCCUACAGCCCAGGACGACUUCAAGAAGGCAUUCGGUUAUUUGAGUGGUUUUAGCGGAACAGAGCUCCCUCUGGUGGUAGAAAGAGAGACUAUCAAAGAGGAUGGAACAGUGGUCAGGAGGGCCCAUCUGCGUAAAGGUUGCACUCUCACACGAACAGUGGUUGAGGGAGCUGGGCAGCGCAAACAGGUCAUUCAAGAGAAAGUGGACCACCCCAGAAAAGAAUCGAAAACCCGUGAUCUCCAACAGCAUCUCCACCAGCUCUUUCACCGCUACUACGAAGAAGAAAAGAACAAUGACGAUGAGGAAGGAAGAGUAAAUGAUUGAGUAACACUCUGCCCAACUCCCUCGUUGUGCCCAUGCUAAAAUCCCUGCUAGUCCUAUGCAUUAGUCACAUGCAAUCCUAGUGUGCACAAACACCUCAAAGCUACCACAGUCUUCCCCUUUAGGACCUGGAAGAUGAUCUUUAGUUCUUGAUUUGGAGUUUUUUCCCUGUGUGGUUUUAAAGUGCUUCUGAGUUUCUUUAUUGUCUUUUUUUUUUAUUUUUUUUGCCUUUUGUGACCAAAGAAAGCCUUUUGUUGAUCUCCUGAUUGUUUUACUUUCUGAUUCAAGUUGUCUGAUAGGUUUGUCUUAUCCUGUGGUAGAGCAACAAAACACUCAAAGAAAACAGAGCGACACUAUCCCCAUCAAAUAACUCACAAACCUCCAGAAGUACAUUUUACUUAAAAACACUGGUACUGCUCUUGGAGUAGGUGCUUGGACUGAAAGACGAUAUUUCACAUUGCACUGCCUCUCACAACUUUCACAGAUAAUCCUUUAUGAAAAAAACAACAACUUCUCACUCACUGUACUAGCCUCUGCUUUUUUGAUUCAGAUGGUCAAGAUGUCACAAACAGAAAAUCAGACUGUACUGACACUGAAUUUAACUGCUGCUGUUGUGUUUCGUGUUGACUAUGUGUACUCUGUCUUUGGGAAUUAUAUAUUCUAUUUAAUCUCAACAUUACUGACAUCUGUAGCCUAGGAAUGAAUAAUCACUCAUGUGAACUUAACAGGCAUGACUAAUCAACAUCUGUCAGUUUGAUCCUAGCUUUGACUGCUUUGUCGUUGUGUGGAUUGCCCUUCUGCCUUUCUUUACCUUGUGUGUGUGUGUCUUUCAUUCUUUAUUAUUAUGUUUCAACUAAACAUUGUUGACCUCCACUUUUAAAGUAUGGAUGUGAUGAGUGCAUGUGUGACUGUACAUGCUUUAGGUUUGAUUUUGUCUGUGCAUUUGAUGAGUUAAAUACCACACUGAAUGCUGGUCAAAAGUUUCUGUAGGUGAUUUUAACUUGUUUGCUGAUGUUUGUUUGUAUUUUCAUUUUCGUGUAGAGAAGUUAUUUAAUUUAAUAAUUCAGCCCCUCAGGAUUUGGCACUGGGAAAUGGAAUAAUCCCAGUUUUCUAAUAUUACAUUUGUGGUAAGAUGAUGAUACACUCAAUGUUUUAUUUAUGUAAAGAUUUGUUAGUUUAUCUUUUGAAUCCGAUUGUUGAAGUAGAUAAAGGCGGUUUUGUGUUAUGUGUGUGAGUGAAUGAUUUGGUGUGUGUAGUUAAAGAGUGUGUAGCAGUUUCUGUCAGCAAAGAAAAGAAAUGUUUAUUUUACACAAUUAGCAUUUGCACUCCUGAAUGUCAGAAGAGGAAACCUCCAUGCUUUCUGUGCACUGCAACACAAGGUACAGAAUAUAUCAGCCACAGGGAUAGUCUCAUUGUGGAGGGAUUGCUGUAACAAAGCAGGUUGAGAGCUUAAAUAUAUGAUUAUCCGCAGCUCGGAGCAUCGCUACUGUUUGUAUUUACAACAUGCAAUGUAUUUACUCUCACUCUCACUGUUUAUUUUGUGAUUUAGAGAAAAAAAUGCAAAUUAGUGGAGAUUCACUGUGACAGAUAUGCUUUUAAUUUGAAGACUCAGCAUCCCUUCUCCGUGAUGAUGACCCGUUAUAUACAUAUACAAUGCAUAUAUAAAUAAAUAUCUAUAAAGGCAUGUAUUACUGUAUCAAAAGUCAAAAAUGCAGAAAAGAAAAUGGCUGCAGUGUAUCUAUAGCUGAGAAUAAAAAUCUACAAAUGUG